AUGUUUCUAACUUGUUGUCCUAAUGUUUACUCAAUGGUGCUUAAAACCUAAAUCAAUUUCAUAGACAAUGAAAUUCUUUUAUCACUUGAUUUAUAAGCUCCAUUUAAAGCAAUUUUAAAGAAGGACUUCUUACAUAUUUAUCAAGAUAAUGAACCUAAAUUUUCACUACCAAUUUCAUUUCCAAAUAUCAUUCAUUGGGUUUAUAAUAAAAGUUUAAUUGGAUUCAGAAUUAACAAUAAUACUUAUCUUACAGAUUAAGCUUACAAAUUAAAAGAAUUAUUAAGUGGAAAAUUAUUCUUUUCAAAAAUCUAAGACUUUUAUGCUCCUUUAUAAAUUUUAGGAUAAGGUAGCUCUGCUAAAGUCCUUUUAGUGAAAUCAAAAAUAGGUGAUUAAUAUUUUGCUGCAAAAUGUGUAGAAAAAAAUGAAUUAAUGUAUUAAGAAAUCGAGAUCAAUAAUUAAUUAGAUCAUCCAGCAUUUGUUAAAAUCAAAGAAGUUUUUUAAGGUGAAACAAGUUAUUAUAUUAUUAUGGAUCUAUUAUCAGGAAAAAAUUUGUAAUAAUUGAUUAAAAAUCAACAUGGUGGUCUGACAUUAGAAUAAUGUUAAAAAAUAAUGCAUGUAAAUUAAUAGUUAAAUAGGCUUUAUUAAGUGGAAUUGAAUAUAUGCAUUCAAAAGGUAUUAUACAUAGAGACAUUAAACCUGAGAAUAUUGUUUUAUAAAAAACAAACAAUCUUACAACUCUAAAACUAGUAGAUUUUGGACUUGCUACUUAUUCUAAUUUAAAAAAGUAUUAUAUUUUAAGAAUUAAAAGAUUUAAAUAUCCAAAAUGUGGAACUCCUGGUUAUGUUGCUCCUGAAAUAGCUAAUUUAACUGAUAAAGAUACAGUAUAUGGUCCUGCAUGUGAUAUAUUUAGUGCAGGAUCUGUUUUCUUUAAAUUACUUACAGGAAGGGAUUUAUUUCCAGGAACAGGAUUCAAUUUUGUUUUAUAAUUAAAUAAAAAAUGUCAUAUUGACUUUUCUCCAUUAACUUUAAAAAAAAUACCUAUUAAUGUGAUAGUAAAUUAUAAUAAAUAUUGAGGGAACUUGUACAAA
This is a messenger RNA of Paramecium sonneborni, 1088 nucleotides long. NCBI's taxonomy places the organism in Eukaryota, Ciliophora, Oligohymenophorea, Peniculida, Parameciidae. The record is from the annotation of a GenBank genome assembly.